AUGGUCACGCACGUAGCGGUGCUCGACGAUUAUCACGGUCUUGCGUCUUCGCAUUUUGCCAGGCUGGACCCUCCACAAUAUGCCAUCCAGUAUUUUCCAGCAACAUUGCGACCGUACAACCACCCGGACACAACGCAGGCUGAGAAAGAUGAACUGGUUCAAAGACUGGAGCCAUUCCAAGUUCUCGCAACCAUGAGAGAGAGAACCCCAUUCCCCAAAGAAUUGAUUGACCGUCUUCCUCGACUCAAACUGAUUCUCAAUGGCGGUCGUCACAAUAAGGCGAUUGACAUGGAUGCUUGCCGGUCACGAAACAUUCUAGUCACAGGGAACGAUGCCAAGAUGGCUACUGUUUCUACCCUGGAACACAUAAUCACAUUGAUUCUCGCUGCUUGCCGCGAUAUUGCGGCUAACGACACGGCUGUAAAGACAGGAAAAUGGCAGACAAGCCUCGUUACUGGCGUUACAGGCAAAACCCUUGGCGUCGCCGGCCUUGGACGGCUAGGCAGCUCUGUUGCUCGAGUCAUGAAUAUAGCCUUUGGCAUGAAGAUUAUCUGCUGGAGCUCCAAUCUGACCCAGAGUACUGCUGAUGAACAAGCCAAGGCCCAGGGAUUACCCGUCAAUGGCCCAGACGGCGAGAAAACGUUUAAGUCUGUGAGUCGAGAAGAGCUAUUCUCGUCUUCUGAUAUAGUGAGUGUGCAUCUGCUUUUGUCAGACCGCACACGCGGCUUGAUCACAUCGGAGGACCUGUCGAGAAUGAAAUCUUCGGCAUUCUUCAUAAACACCUCCCGUGGACCUUUGGUCGUUGAAAAUGAUUUGCUGGAGAUCCUCAAAGCAGGAAGAAUCCGAGGAACUGCGUUGGACGUGUUCAACAUAGAGCCUUUGCCGGCGAACAGUGAGUGGCGAGAUACGACUUGGGGCACCAGCGGAAAGAGUCGUGUGAUUCUGACACCGCACAUCGCAUACGUGGAAGAGCAAGUCAUGAAUGAAUUUUAUGAGCAUCAGGUCAUGGAGUUAGAUAGAUGGUCGAAGGGAGAGCCACUGAGUAAUAUUAUUAGUUAG
Molecule: messenger RNA, 1059 nt
Organism: Fusarium fujikuroi IMI 58289
Lineage: Eukaryota; Fungi; Ascomycota; Sordariomycetes; Hypocreales; Nectriaceae
Product: related to 2-hydroxyacid dehydrogenase
Exons: 2
Coding region: 1-1059 (352 amino acids)
Molecular function (GO): NAD binding; oxidoreductase activity, acting on the CH-OH group of donors, NAD or NADP as acceptor
Source: RefSeq, a predicted model, not a curated record